CCUCACCACCAUCAGUCGAUCCGCAGCGCGCACCACUACUUCGUUCACGUCCGCGAGUCACAUUGCUGGUUUCGUUUUUUUUUCUAAAUAGUAUAUUUUAUUUUUUCUAAUCGCAAUUCAAUAUCGUCCGUCGAUUCGAUAGUUCGACUGUGUUCCACUCUUGUUCGUUUCUCACGUCUCCGCUCAGGUCACGAGGAGAAGAAAAUCAAGAUACGCGUACAAACUUUUCGUUGAUAUCACGAUAUUAUUCAACACGUCAUCGUCGCAAAAACACGCGGACAUUUUCGAUCAGGCUGUGACUGCACCCCACAUCUACGUCGCACGUACAACAGCCCGUGCAAUCGGGCGAUGAAGUCAUGUUCUAGCGUUCGUCGACGAGCACCACGGCCAGCGCCAACGCAAGUGUCGACUGCACUGACACGCUUACAGAAAACGGUUACCGGCAUUAACAUCACGAUCGAGGAGUGUACGUUCCUUUGGCUAAACCAAACAUGUUCGGACUCGCGCACCAUCAUCAGUACGGCGCACCACCGCCGACAUCGGGCACUACGGUGCCGGCAGCUACGACUAUUGCGCAAACGUGGCACAACUCACCAGCGCCCGCCCAUCACCAGAGCGGUGCUCACCACCUGGUCACGGCCGUGGCCACCGCCACCACUCCAGCCGCCGAUUCGCCGGUCCACAACAAUAACAACAACAAUAACAAUAACAACAACAACAACAACAACAACAGCCAUAACGGCGGUAAUGUAGUCGGCGGACACCAGAAUGUCGCGAUCACGUCGUCUCCGUCGUCAGCCGCCACUCCGCCGUUCUACCAAAGCGCCGCCGCCGCCGCAGCCGCUGCAGCAAUGAUGUGGCCCAACCCGGCGGCCGCAGCGUUCCAGGCCCAUCACUACGACACGGGAAUGGAUUUGCAGUUCGGAGACGGCCGGGAAUGUGUUAAUUGUGGUGCCAUCUCUACGCCGCUGUGGCGCCGCGAUGGCACCGGACACUAUCUAUGCAACGCCUGCGGUCUGUACCACAAAAUGAACGGCAUGAACCGGCCACUGGUCAAGCCAGCCAAAAGAUUGGUCGCAUUCGAGACUGCAUCGAACAGACGCUUAGGACUGUCGUGCACAAACUGUGGCACUCGUAUGACCACACUGUGGAGAAGGAACAACGAUGGCGAGCCCGUGUGCAACGCCUGUGGACUGUAUUAUAAACUUCACGGCGUCAACAGGCCGCUGACGAUGAGAAAAGAUGGCAUUCAGACAAGAAAGAGAAAACCAAAAAAGCAACCUUCAUCUACGUCUUCUUCCUCCGCCGGCUCCAACGUGGAUAACAGACAGUCCUCGUCGACGGCCAUAGAUCUAUUAGUGAACAAACAUCAGGCGGUCGAGAUCAAACACGAGCACUAUGACGCUGCGGCUGCGGCUGCUGCGGCCGCGGAACACUUCCUCUUCCCCGGAUCGACUGGACCGGGCCAUCAUCAUCAUCAUCAUCAUCAUCAUCCACAACUCGGCAGUUUCAGUUUCCCGUUGCCCCAGGCUCCGGUGACCGCCCACAGCUACCAACACUUGUUGAAUGGUCACGUCAACAACAAACUCAUGGCGUCCUAGAAGACCACUCUGUCCUUCUCAUUCUCUCUCUUUCUAUAUAUAUAUAUAUAUAUAUAUCCUCUGUCCAGGAUACUCGCCUGCGGAUUUUGUACAUAAUAAUAAUAUAUAUUCUGUAUAUAAGUACGAAAUAUACAUUUUUUAAUGUAUUUCCUGAGCGUAAUAAUAACAAUACGUAUAUAAUAUGUAAAAAAUAAAAAAAAAAACGUUCAGAAAACGGCAAAAUCCCGCGAGCAUUUCCGACUUGUUAAAAUGUUUUACACCAGUGUUAUUAUAUGGAUUUACUUUUCGGACGUAAAUAUAAUGUCACGUUUUAUUCGUAAGAAAAAAAUUAUACGACGUCGUUCGCACGUGCGCUCAUUAUUCGUAGUACGGAAUAAUAUCCACCACUGCGUCUGUAUAAAUUUCAAAACGACCGCUAAUUGUCUUAGUUUAAAUAUUUUGUUUUCGAGCGAUCGCAUAUUAUAUUUAAACGUAAAUGCGCGACUCCAAGGCCUCGCUCCUAUACGAGUGCCGGAGACGCGUGCGUUGACGAUCGCCGUCUCGAAAUCACCUAGUCCCGCAUGAGCGUAAAUAUGUAAUAAACUAUUAUAUUAUAUAUUGUAUUGUAAUUUUCAGUAUCGUAUUUUUCAGACCGCACGUUUUUCUCUUGUCCCACGAGUUUCUAUGUAUUUAUCACGUCUGCUGUACAUUAUAUAUGAAUUUAUCGUUUUUUCGUAUCGUUAGCAUUCAUUUUAUUAACGAGCCUCCUUUUUAUAUCAUUUUAUUAUUAUUAAUUUUUUUUUUUUUUAUGGAAUCGCGAUUUUUCAUCGUGUGCCCCUGUAGAUUAUAACGAUAACGUAAUUGUUAAUAUUCACUAUUAAUUUAUACUCGUAAAUAUUAUUAUAUAGACUUGACUAAAUAAUGUAAAAAUAAAAAAUAAGACAACUAUUUUAUAAAUAAAACUAUAUUCAUACUGUAUAUAUUAGAUAUUUAUAAUAAAAAAACAUACUAUACGUACGAAUAUGAUACGAAUCGAUCGUGUUCUAUUUAAAAUCAAACAAUCGUAAUCAUUGUUAUAUGACUGUUAUGAUCAUGUCUAGGAAUUUUAUAUUGUCACCAACGCUGUAUAAAGGUCAUACAUAUGUAAUUAUACCUAUUGGAAACACGA
This is a messenger RNA of Sipha flava (yellow sugarcane aphid), 2748 nucleotides long. Its product is annotated as GATA-binding factor A-like. Lineage: Eukaryota; Metazoa; Arthropoda; Insecta; Hemiptera; Aphididae. The record is from RefSeq and is a predicted model, not a curated record. The coding region runs from base 492 to 1601 and encodes 369 amino acids. Gene Ontology annotation, molecular function: zinc ion binding; DNA-binding transcription factor activity, RNA polymerase II-specific; RNA polymerase II cis-regulatory region sequence-specific DNA binding. The transcript has 7 exons. Gene Ontology annotation, biological process: cell fate commitment; positive regulation of transcription by RNA polymerase II; negative regulation of transcription by RNA polymerase II.